Serendipita indica DSM 11827 is the source of this 2961-nucleotide messenger RNA. The record is from the annotation of a GenBank genome assembly. Lineage: Eukaryota; Fungi; Basidiomycota; Agaricomycetes; Sebacinales; Serendipitaceae.
AUGGUCAAUGAACACGCAUUACCGUACGUCUUCAAAACAAUCAGCUCGCCCACAAGUUAUUUAUGGUGUUUCGAAACGUAUCUAGGCUUGCCAGAGCCCAAAGUCGGGCUGUUCGACACCACUGGCAAACCUCAGUUAUCCGAGUCGCGCAUUCUCAGCAUGGUCGCUGAGCUCACAGACCCAUACAAAGUCGGCUUUCGAACAGUGGGAUCACGCGAACACGCUCUGGGAGACGCUUGGGCUGUCGACCAGGUUCAAGGUCUAACCGCGUUAUGCGAUCACGUGAAAAGCCGCGCAAAGACGCGGGGAGACACAGUGGACAUCGAGUGCGAAUGGGAUAGGCAACAGGGAAGCGGUACUCACAAAUUCGAUAUAAUGAACCAAGUCAUCUAUAAAUCCUACCAGAAUCUCACAAACAUACUCUUUCGCAUCUCAAACUCGAAGCCAGAGUCAAAGUCGCUGGCAUUGCUCCUGAAUGCACACUUGGAUUCCACCUUGCCGACACCUGGAGCCGCGGAUGACGCGCUUUCUGUCGCGAUAUGUUUCGAAACGGCCCGUGUUUUGAUCGAAAGUGCUGGUAGAGGGGACUGGGAUGUCGGAUGGAGCAUUAUCUUCUUGAUCAAUAAUGCCGAAGAGACGUUCCAAGACGCUUCUCACCUCUUCUCCACGCAACAUCCUUGGGCACAGACCGUUAGGACAGUGAUGAAUCUCGAAGCGGCAGGUAGCAAAGGUCCAGAGCUACUCUUCCAAGCGACAAGUGAGGAGAUGGUGGGCGUUUAUCAAGAUGUUCCGUAUCCAUAUGGUACCGUCCUGGCAAACGACGUCUUUGCCAGUGGAAUUCUCAUGUCCGAUACCGACUUUCGCCAGUUUGAUCAAUAUCUUCUUGUACCUGGCAUCGAUAUGGCAGUCGUCGGUCAUUCCUACUUUUAUCACACGACCAAAGACACUGUGGACAAUAUCGAGCCAGGUGUCGCACAACAUUUUGCCGAAAACGUCCUCGCUAUCACCAAGAAGAUUACGGCUCGUCCAAAGAACAUCAAAGGAGAAUACGAGCCGACCUCGCUGCUCCAACAGAUCCAAAAGUUUGACGAAGACUCCUCAAGGCUCCAUUCAAGCAAGCAAGAAGCGGGGCUGAACGAUACUCCAGACUAUGCGACUACGAGCUCUUCACCGUUUGCCAAGGAUAACCGUGGAGGGCAACAACACUCUCGCCGCCCAGACCUCGUUUUCUUCUCCUUAUUCGGGUGGAAGCCGUUUGUGUAUAGUGGUACUACGGCGCGUAUCAUGUAUACGCUCUGGUCCGUUCUUUGUACGUGGGUAGUCUGGACAAGCAGAGGCGAAGAGACCGUGCCGUCCUCGUCGGACAAGAAUCAAGCGGGCAGUGCAAAGCCCAUGUCCACAGCGACAUUUAUUCGACUGAUGUUAGGAUCCAUCGCUCACGUACUGUUGUCGCUCGUGAGAGCGCUGGCAUAUGCAAACGUGGUGGCGUUUAUCAUGCGCUCUGUGCUGAAUGCCCAACUCAGUUGGUUCUCAAACGAACUACGACCUAUCGGGCUCUAUGCGUGGCCUGUCGUACUUGCCCUGCUGAGUCCGGCGCCAAGCAUGCUCGUACCCAAAACGAUCCCAUCUGAACUCGCGGAGCGACUCAUACUCUACGCCGUCUUGCUCCUCAACGCUUAUUUGGCUGUUGUUGUGCAGUUUGCCGGGAUUGGGAGCGCGAUCGUCUUCUUCUUAAUCUCAAUGGGAAUCGGCAGUGCCGUCGCUUUGGGCCUCCUAAUGGACAGUUUCAGUCGUCGACCGAGACUGCGUAUUCACCCUCUUCUCUACUUCUUUGGCUCUGCACUUCCCCUGGCGUCAGGAACGCAGCUGACUGUUGGAACAUUGGACGUCUUUGUACCUUUGACGGGACGGAUGCCACCCUUUGUACCAGCGGAGCAUAUUAUCGCCUCUCUUGUCGCGGUGUUCCUCUAUCUCGCCUGCCCACUACUCGUCCCACUCGCAUAUCGCCUUCCCAUUCCAACCACCUCGUCACCUGCAACCGCCUCACUCACCUCAUCGGUAAACGGACCAAACGUCCGAUGGUGCCUGCGCAUCGCGAGCGUUGGGGCUGUAGCGUGGUUUGCGUAUCUGAGCGGAUUGGGGACGUGGCCGUUUGAUGCCGAGCAUCCGAAGCGAAUAUUUAUCAGUCUAUCGGAAGAUGUGUCGACUGGCCAAUAUGGUCUCCAUCUUGCGGGAAUGGACGGCGCACCGGGCUUUACGGAUCUUGCUGAGAAACUCGGCCAUUAUAUCGUUCCAGCGAGCGGUAAUCACGCUGUAGAGAAACCUACCAAAGCCGAAUUUGAUCAAUGGAACCCAUACUGGGGACCGUUCUAUCCACUGGGUGCUCUUUUGGAUCACUAUUCGUUCGUUUCUCUUCCACCUCUACCUGCGCCGUCGGCAGCAUGGCAGGACAAGGAAACCUUUGGCAUCAUCGUUCACGAAGACACGGUCAACGCCGACGCAAAGACUAGGUCAUUAAAGUUGGAGAUGAAGCACCGAGGCGUAAUUUGGACGAUGUUGGCAUUCGACGCGCAUAUCCUAUCGUGGAACAUUGACGAUAACCCGCCGAAAGGCUAUACACGCCACCACAUCAAGGAGGCGUCUUUCUAUGGCGUGGAUUCAUGGUCGCUCGAGUUGAUGAUCAAGACGGACCCGAAGAUUCCACCGCACAUGGUGGAGGAAGCGGCGGCAAACGCAGACGCUGGAGGUGUCAAAUUGACCCUGAGCGGAAUGGUCGAAGCGGAGAUGUGGCCUGGGAAAAAGUAUCUCUGGAAACAAGAGCAGGCAAAGCACGGAUCAGCGGCAGUGGAGAACGGCGUGAUGGACCUGUUUGAGCGGAUAUCCGACUGGAUGGAAGAGGAAAAGAAGGGAAGCACCGACGUGUUUAUGAUGCAUACCGUCAUUACGGAGACGAUCAUCUAA